AUGAAGUCUUCUUUCGCCCUCCUCUCCCUCCUCGCCGUCUUCGGCGCAGCCAAAGUACAGGACGCGGAGCCGCUCCCGACCGUCGACGGGGACCUUUCCGGCCACACCCAGGCCGACGCCGAGCAUAAGCCUGCCACCCUCGACGGCUACAGCGCCCAAAACUCUCAGGCGACAUUUUGCGGCGCUGACGGAUACUGCUACUACUGA
Molecule: messenger RNA, 207 nt
Organism: Cordyceps fumosorosea ARSEF 2679
Lineage: Eukaryota; Fungi; Ascomycota; Sordariomycetes; Hypocreales; Cordycipitaceae
Exons: 2
Coding region: 1-207 (68 amino acids)
Source: RefSeq, a predicted model, not a curated record